Xyrauchen texanus (razorback sucker) is the source of this 1363-nucleotide messenger RNA. RefSeq names its product U3 small nucleolar ribonucleoprotein protein IMP3-like. NCBI's taxonomy places the organism in Eukaryota, Metazoa, Chordata, Actinopteri, Cypriniformes, Catostomidae. The record is from RefSeq and is a predicted model, not a curated record. The coding region runs from base 696 to 1247 and encodes 183 amino acids. Gene Ontology annotation, biological process: rRNA processing. Gene Ontology annotation, molecular function: rRNA binding; structural constituent of ribosome; snoRNA binding. The transcript has 7 exons. Gene Ontology annotation, cellular component: small-subunit processome; Mpp10 complex; small ribosomal subunit.
AAUAUAGUAAAGGCUCUGAAUGCAAUACUUUUAUGAAUAAAGGAAUAAAUGCGAUAAAGGCCCAAAAUUGUAUAAGUUUUAGUUUUAAAAGAUACAUGCAUUUUUAAAGUUCACACGGUACAAGACAAACACUGUCUGCAUUGCUAGCUGUUCUUUCUUUUUUGUGCUGCCUCAAAGAAAAGAUUAAUAUAAUUUUAAACUAUUGAUCAUAUUGAUAUAUUUGUAAAAUGAAAUGACUGUGUCAGCUGACUAGCAAAAAGAAAAUACACAAAAUUAUUUACUGCCCUCAAGUUGUGCCUCAUUGUUUUUUCCUCCCUGUAGAAUAUUAACACAAUAUUUUCUUCAAGAAUCCUAACGCUGAUCUUUUCCACACAAAACAGUUCAUAUUGACCACUGCUGUCAAGGUCCAAAGAGGAAAAACAAUUCUAAUAAUAAAAGUCCAUACAACAUAUAGCUGUUGUAUAGCUCCAGAAAGCUUGGAAUAUAGUGCACUUGUCAUUUGGACUUUAUAACAAAUUAUAUAUAUUUUUAAGUGCUUUUCUUCGCCCGGCCACUAGACGGCAGUAGAGCUGUUCAAGCUCCACAAAACCGUGGAAGGAGAGCACAUGUAUUUCCGGUGGUUGCUAGUGUGGGCAUGGUUACCAUAAGUCAUUUACACGCUUGGCGACAAAUCUAGUACAUUUUAUUUAAAAGAAAUGGUGCGUAAAUUGAAAUUUCACGAGCAGAAGCUCUUGAAGAAGGUUGAUUUUAUUAACUGGGAGGUUGACAAUAAUUUGCACGAGGUAAAAGUGCUGCGAAAAUACCAUAUUGAGAAGAGAGAGGAUUACACCAAAUACAACAAACUUAGUCGAAAUAUCAGAGAACUAGCCCAGAAAAUCAGGGACUUGGACGAGAAAGAUGGUUUCAGAGCUCAAAGCACAUCCCUCUUUUUGGAGAAAAUUUACAGUAUCGGUUUGAUCCCCACCAAACAGAAUCUUUCCCUUGCAAUUGAUGUCAGUGCAUCCUCAUUCUGCAGGAGACGUCUUCCCACAAUCAUGCUGAAACUGCGCAUGGCUCAGAACCUGAAGACUGCCAUAACCUUCAUUGAGCAGGGCCAUAUUCGUGUUGGACCUGAGAUUGUCACUGAUCCUGCAUUUCUUGUAACAAGGAGUAUGGAAGACUUUGUCACAUGGGUGGACUCAUCCAAAAUCAAACAGCAUGUCAUGAACUACAAUGAGGAGCGGGAUGACUUUGACCUUGUGAUCUAAACCUCUUGCAUCCAAGUAUGGGAAGGAAUUGGCUUGCCAGUAGAUGUAAUGGUCAAUGCAUCAAGAGCAGCUUUUAUGUCAUUAAUGUAAAUAAAUUGCACACCCUUUGAGAUAAA